AUGCCCCGCCCUGGUAAGGAUUCCUAUGAUGAGCAGAAACCUCCUUAUUCCUAUAUUUGGCUAACUUAUAUGGCUAUCCAGAAUUCUGAAGAAAAGAUGUUACCACUUACUGAAAUCUACAAAUUUAUCAUGGAUAAGUUCCCAUUUUACAGAAAGAACACCCAAAGAUGGCAAAAUUCGUUGCGACAUAAUCUGUCAUUUAAUGACUGCUUCAUAAAAAUUCCGCGAAGACCUGAUCGUCCUGGAAAGGGUUCUUACUGGGCCGUUCAUCCGAAUGCACUCGGCAUGUUCGAAAAUGGCAGCUGCCUCCGCCGAAGGAAACGAUUCAAGAUUCGCGACGAUUGUGGAGAAGAAGAAGGACCUCCGGCAAAAAUGCCCUUCACGCCCUCCUUGCCAUGGCUGUCGAACACGUGCUUCCCGCUGCCGCAGCUGCCUGCCUUUCAACCGCCGGACCCAGCUCUGGUUCUGAAUCCUUUCAUGCUCCUUGCCCCUCAUUUAUUCAAUCAAAUUGAUCUUUCCAUGUUCUCAUCAAAGCCAUCUCCGCCCACAACUCCCAAUACUAAUUCCUUUUCCAUUGAAGCUUUGCUGAGUUCCUGA
Molecule: messenger RNA, 597 nt
Organism: Cylicocyclus nassatus
Lineage: Eukaryota; Metazoa; Nematoda; Chromadorea; Rhabditida; Strongylidae
Source: the annotation of a GenBank genome assembly